This is a messenger RNA of Zymoseptoria tritici IPO323, 1024 nucleotides long. RefSeq lists its product as uncharacterized. The transcript has 2 exons. NCBI's taxonomy places the organism in Eukaryota, Fungi, Ascomycota, Dothideomycetes, Mycosphaerellales, Mycosphaerellaceae. The coding region runs from base 149 to 1024 and encodes 291 amino acids. The record is from RefSeq and is a predicted model, not a curated record. Gene Ontology annotation, molecular function: O-methyltransferase activity.
ACUACUACCCGGUCCGUCCGAUACACAUCGGAAGCAGAAAGAGAAGCAGCCGGCGAUUCAGAGCAGCAAGAGGCAAUAUUCAUCCUCCAGCCGACCUCAACUACACGUACCGACGCUCCUCGCCAAUCCCAUCUUCCCAACCACCACCAUGCCCUCCUUCGACUCCGCCAAAGCGUACGCGGCACAAGAGACCACCUUCUUCGACGACGGCCGUGAAAUCGAACUCCUGCACUACAUCUACUCCCGCUCCGAUGUCGAGUCCUCCCUCCGCAACAACCCCACCGCCAUCCUCGCCGCGAUCGACGAGUUCGCCCGCACAAAAAAGUACCUCAUGAACGUUGGCGAGGACAAAGGGAAGAUUGUAACGGAUUUGAUCGCAGAGGUCAAGCCCAAAGUCAUGGUCGAACUAGGCGGCUACAUCGGCUACUCCACCCUCCUCUUCGCCUCCACGGUCAAGAACAACGGCGGAACCCACUACUUCUCCCUCGAACGCAACCCCGAAUUCGGCGCCGUGAUCGGCUCCCUCAUCGCCCUCGCCGGCCUCUCCUCCUUCGUAACCAUCUCCAUCGGCUCCUCCGACGCCUCGCUCGCCCGUCUACACAAGUCCGGCGACCUCUCCAAAAUCGACAUGAUGUUCCUCGACCACUACAAGCCCGCGUACACCUCCGACCUCAAGCUGUGUGAGGAAUUGGGUCUCGUCGGUGUGGGAAGCGUGCUGGCGGCGGAUAAUGUGGUGAAGCCGGGAAAUCCGCCGUAUCUGGAGUAUGUGAGGAGUUCGGUGGCGGAGAAGAAGAAGAAGGCUGCUCAGGAGGCGAGUGAGGAUGGGAAGGAUGGUAAGGCGCCGGAUGAGAGAUUUGCGGACCGCGCGGCGAAGCAGUAUGCCAAUCGAGUCGCGGAGGAGAAGGUCGGUGUGAGUAAGGGACGGCCGGAGUUGGUGUAUGAGAGUCGGUUGGUGGAGAGCUUUGAGCCGACGGGAGAGCCGGUGAGUUAUAUUCUUUUAUUCUCAGAUUCAUUGAGGCCUUGA